Siniperca chuatsi (mandarin fish) is the source of this 852-nucleotide messenger RNA. RefSeq names its product transmembrane protein 238-like. The record is from RefSeq and is a predicted model, not a curated record. Lineage: Eukaryota; Metazoa; Chordata; Actinopteri; Centrarchiformes; Sinipercidae. The transcript has 2 exons. The coding region runs from base 182 to 511 and encodes 109 amino acids.
UCGCUUUCAUCUUUGACACUUAUUGUUAGCGCGGCAGUGAAACUGCAGGACAGGUAGAGCAGGUGACGAAGUGUCAGGUUUCAGUGUUGACUGGUGGGUCGGAGAGUCAAAACGCACCAUGUCCGCUGUAAGCACUUUUGCAUUUUAAAUACUCAGCAAACUGGUAACGUACCGUGCAGCCAUGGCACCCAAAAAUGACAGCUUGUCCCACUGUAAGGUGGCCCUGGUGUUUGCUGUGCUGAUGGACCUGUUGGGUGUGAUAUCCUUGCUGCUGGGGGUCUUUGCUCAACUAGAGAUCCAAGGCAGAGACUUUGGGGAUCUGCUGGUGUACACAGGAGCCCUGCUGAUGCUAAUGUCCCUGGCAGGCUGGGUCAUGUGGUACAGCGGCAAUAUUGAGGGUCUGACCUCCAAAAUGGAGUUGGGGGGAACUGUGGGUGGAGCUGUGGACCGCAUUGCCCACUCCCUGAGUCGCAGGAUACGGAUCCCGAGGACUCACAGCAGCCCAACAUAGGAGGUGGAACCCAAAGAUACCAACGACUAACUGACUGACUUAGGCUGUUGUUACAUGAAGGGCUGUCCUUAACCAGGCGGCAGCCAAACUGCCUGAGGCAAAGGAGUGUCAUUGUUGGUUGUAAUUCUAUUCAUUCCUCUUGUGGAUUUCACACCACCUCGUUCUCAUGAAGAAAACUGUCAUGUGUCAUCUGUUGUUUUUUCAUGGAGGAAAACUGGGAGAAUUUGUAUCCUCUCUGCUUAAGAAGUUGUAUGUGGAGUACACUCAGGAUUCUAAUGUAAUAUGACACUACUAUACUAUACUUCCAUUAUAUUAAGAUUAAAAAGAAAUCUGCAGUAUUA